Molecule: messenger RNA, 1629 nt
Organism: Megalobrama amblycephala (Wuchang bream)
Lineage: Eukaryota; Metazoa; Chordata; Actinopteri; Cypriniformes; Xenocyprididae
Gene: mespab
Product: mesoderm posterior ab
Exons: 2
Coding region: 279-1004 (241 amino acids)
Biological process (GO): regulation of transcription by RNA polymerase II; heart morphogenesis; somite rostral/caudal axis specification
Cellular component (GO): nucleus
Molecular function (GO): RNA polymerase II cis-regulatory region sequence-specific DNA binding; protein dimerization activity; DNA-binding transcription factor activity, RNA polymerase II-specific
Source: RefSeq, a predicted model, not a curated record
UCCAGACUUUAAUUCUAAAUCUAUCUUGAACUUGUGCACCAAUGAAUGUUAUUUUACCACCUCCCACCUGUGCUUGAAGUGAUGUGAGUUUUCCCAGAGACCCCCUGCCCCUGGUGUGAUGUCUCUCUGCCGCUUUGAAAUUCUUAAGCGCCUUGCGGAGGUGCAACAUCACACCUCUUCAUCCAGGAUAUAUUGGGCUGCUGCCUCCAGCUCUUUAGCAUUCACUCAGGUACCAGAGAACAAGAAGGAAACAUCUCCUCUGCUGAAAGAUCACAGCCAUGGAAUUUAACUUCACUCCUUAUAUGCUCCAAGGAGCCAAAUGCCAGUUUGAAUCAUCUACCAGCAUUGAUGCUGGGUACUUCAGCGCCUGUGGAAGUCUUUCUCCAAGCUCCUCAAUUGAUUCUGGAUGUUUUUCUCCUCCUACGAGCUGUUGGGGAGCUGGAAGACAGCCGGAGGCUGCUGAAAAAACAGACGUAGACUGCAUACCGGCAAAAAACCCAAGAAUAAUCCUUCCUGCUGAGGGAAAGAGACGUUCCAGGUCCAAAAACCCUGGAACGAAGCGCCAGACGGCCAGCGAAAGAGAGAAGCUCAGGAUGAGGGAUCUGACCAAAGCUCUGCUUCACCUCCGAACCUACCUACCUCCUUCUGUGGCUCCUCCUGGACAAACCUUGACCAAGAUUGAGACCCUUCGCCUCACUAUUAGCUACAUCUCAUAUCUUUCUUCUCAACUGGAACAGUCUGAGACCUCCAACCACGAAACAACACCAAGAUGCUAUUCGCAAGAUACUUCAGAUAGGCUUUCAGAAACCUGGUGUCUGGAUGGAGUACAGGGACACGUGCAAGACAAUGUCCAGUACUGUCCAACAUUCACAGCCUUCAGUGAUUCAACACAACAGAUGGAAAACAACUUUCCUUCUACUUCACACUUCAGAGACACACAAUCCUAUAUGUUUCCCUGCACAACAACACAUGAUUCUACAUACAGCCAUCAGUUUUUUCAAUGAAGAUCACAGAGAGGAUAUGAGGUCACCUUAUGCCAAAAUCAGAUGGCCACUGUGUGAAAACUUCAUCUAAAGACUUUAUUUGUUGCAUUAAUUAUUUGUAAUUAUUUAUCAGAAGACAUAUUUUUCUAUUGAAUACAUUUGUACUGUAUAUAUUGCUUAUUUAUUGUCCUUUUCAAUUAAAUGCUUUAAAAUAUUACUAAUUUUUGCAUUUUCUUAGUUUGUUCCUCAUACAUUUUUGAAAACACAAUUCAAACACUUCUAUAAUAAAAUCAUUUUAGUCAGCACAAGUUAAAAAAAAAAAAGUUGAAAUUAAAUAAUGACCUUGGGAACAGCUAGUUAAAUUCACUGCAAAAAGAUACAAAGAAUUCAUAGGCUAAUACACUGGAAAAAGGUGUAUAGGAUAUACUUUUAAACACUUUUUAUUUGGAAAUUGUUAGUAAAUUUCACAAACUAAUUACAAAGAAACAGCAAGUAACACAUUGAAUUAAAUGUUAAGUACUGGAAUACUAUUUUCUUAAAGUGUAUGGUAAAAUCCUUUGGGAUUUGAAUAAUACCAUAAUUAGUUAUAAUUAUGUAUAAAAUUAUUUACAUAUCUACAUAUAAACCAAUCAAAAGUCUCACACAU